Messenger RNA from Paramormyrops kingsleyae, 4602 nucleotides. It is a transcript of the gene tle2b, whose product is annotated as TLE family member 2, transcriptional corepressor b. The record is from RefSeq and is a predicted model, not a curated record. Gene Ontology annotation, cellular component: nucleus; transcription regulator complex. Lineage: Eukaryota; Metazoa; Chordata; Actinopteri; Osteoglossiformes; Mormyridae. Gene Ontology annotation, biological process: negative regulation of canonical Wnt signaling pathway; regulation of DNA-templated transcription. Gene Ontology annotation, molecular function: protein binding; transcription corepressor activity.
UAAUGGAGCCCGAUGGCCGCUGUAGUACUGGCCGGUGUGUUAGGCUCGGACCUGCCACUGGCAGCGGUGCCCUGUGCGUGAGCCGUGGCUGACCCGCUCCAGCCAGCCUCCGCGCCACUCGCUCUGCACUACAGCGGGGCCGUCAUCCAAGGUGACUUGCGGGCCCCUGAGAUGUUGACGCAUGCCGCCGUUGGCAUGGCAGCAACCUGCAUGGCACGGAAGUGAGCGGUGGACUGGCUCUGGGGGGGGGGGGGGGGUACUGUCCCUCCCCUUGGGACUGAGAUUGAAGGGGAACAUGGUAGACUGGCGGCUGCCUCGUCACAUAGCUGCCGGUGAUUAUGGCUAAAUCUGUCCUGUGCUCGUCAGCUGUACAUUAUCUCUGUUUACCAUCUUUGUGUUUACUUACUUUAUAAUGUUUGGAGAAAUCCUGCUUUUUAUUAUUGAUUUAGCUUUUGCCCUAAUUUGAGUCUUCUUGAAGCGACUUCCACACAUUGACCUGAUUCUCACUAUAAAGUUUUUUUUUUUUUUGUGGUACAAAUGGGAUCCAGGGAUAGAUCCUACUCAGAACAAGGGUGGGGAUGCAUGGUGAUUUAUUUAGUUUAUUUUUUUUACUUUUUCUGGUAAGCAGUCAGGCCCUAACUGACAGCCCUAAAGAGGCACUAUGCCUAUCUGCUACACUGGUCUCUCCCUAGGUCACAUGACCAUCCAACACAUGUGCCUAAUCCUACCCGACCCGAAGUGCCGCUUUCUCCACUGAUCUGUGGGCCACCCCCCCGUCCUCAUUCAGAUGGUCAGCAGUGGUAUUUUGGCUGUCCAGAUAUAUGUAAAUGCCUGUUUAUUUGGGAUGAAUAUCUAUAAUGUAGUAUUUACUAUACUGGCUCAGUUUCAGCAGUGUGUUGUGACCUGAAUCCCAGAUCGUCUGUGGUUGUGAGCCAUCCUGGGGCUGCGCCCCCACGCCUUCCCUCUCAACAAACCCAUUUGCUUCCUAAUAGGAUUCGGUCUGCCCCCCCCUCUCCCCACCUCCUCCCAUUUUUGUAUUCCCGGCCGUAUCUCGGUGAAUUUAGCUAUAUUUCCUGCCAUUUAUUUAAGGAGCCAGAUUAGGAUGUGGGUGUUUAUGUGGGGCAGCAGGAAUGGUAGACUGGGGCGAGUGUGCCCGUGUUUGUGCCCGUGUUUGUGAACGUGUGUUACGGUGCCUUGCUGUCCCUCUUCGCCGGCGGUGAUGACAUCACCUUGGCUAAAAGCGAUUACAUCCUGUGUAGUUUGUCUUUAAGCAUAAUGAGCUCGUUAUCCAUUUGCCACCUGUGUGGGGACAUGCGACUGUGCACGUUCCCACUAGUAAGUAGCUAAGUGCACGAAAAGAUCUGUGAACUUUCAGUUUCUAUUCGGCCGAGAUCGUGAAGCGCCUCAGCGCCAUCUGUGCCCAGAUCAUCCCCUUCCUGUCUCAGGAGCACCAACAGCAGGUGGUGCAGGCAGUGGAGAGGGCCAAACAGGUCACCAUGGCGGAGCUCAACGCCAUCAUCGGGCAGCAGCAGCUCCAGCACCUCUCACACCACUCCCCCGGCAUUCCGCUCAUCCCCCACCCAUCGGGACUCUCCCUGGGGGGCGGCUCCGGGCUCCUGGCCCUCACUGGAGCCCUGUCCAUGCCGCCGCACCUGGCCAGCAAGGAGGAGCGAAACCUGCUGGACCUGGAGCACAUGAGAGAGGGAGUACCCAGUCGAAGUAAGUCCGUGUCCUCGACGGAUAGCCAGCCACCAGAGGAGCGCCAGGGCCCCUCGGGGGGGUUCUCGUCUCAGGGCGGGGGCGACGGAAAGAGGAGGCGCUGUGAGGAGAAGGACACGCUUCCGUCGCACUAUGACAGCGAAGGGGAGAAGAGUGAAGAAAAUUUGGUGGUGGACGUCUCCAACGAGGAGCCCAUCUCUCCAAGCGAAAGCCAAAUGAACUCCCCCCAUGGGAAUGGGAUUGACCGAGCCCCCACCCUCAGGAAAGAGCUGCCCAGGUCGCCCAGCCCCUCCGAUGCCCCCUCCUCAUCCCCCGUUUCCAGCCCCACACCAAACAAGACCAAGGAUCCCCCGCAGGCUGAGAAGGCGCAGUCGCCCUGUUCGAAAUCGAGCAGCCCCUCCCCUUCCCACCGCGACACCCUCACCCCGGCCCCCCCAGGUCCCAGCACAUCCUGCUUGCGCCUGGUCAGCAAGGCGGCCUCGUCUGCCGACCCCCUCGCUCUGCGCAGCUCCCUGUCUGCUGCCCCCAGCUCAUACCUUGCCCACUUUGGCGUGGUGUCCCACACGGGGCUCAAUGGAGAGCUCACCAGUCCAGGGGGAUUUGGGGGAGCACUGACCUUGUCCCCACAGAUCAGCGUGGGUUCCAGUCCGUACACACGCAGUCCGAUGACAUACGAGUCACGCUCUCACCUCAGGCCCCCGGGGCUGUCCUCGUCACUGCCUGCAGCUACACUGGGCAAACCCGCCUACUCCUUCCAUGUGAGCGCAGAUGGGCAGAUGCAGCCGGUCCCCUUCCCUCCGGACGCCCUGCUGGGCCCGGGCAUCCCGCGCCACGCCCGGCAGAUCCACACCCUGAACCACGGGGAGGUGGUCUGUGCCGUCACCAUCAGCGCCUCCACGCGCAACGUCUACACCGGCGGCAAGGGCUGCGUGAAGGUGUGGGACAUCAGCCAGCCGGGCAGCAAGAGCGCCAUGGCCCAGUUGGACUGCCUGAACAGAGAUAAUUACAUCCGGUCCUGUAAGCUGCUCCCCGACGGGCGCACCCUCAUUGUCGGGGGGGAGGCCAGCACACUGUCCAUCUGGGACUUGGCCACGCCCACCCCCCGCAUCAAGGCCGAGCUGACGUCGUCGGCCCCCGCCUGCUACGCCCUGGCCAUCAGCCCCGACAACAAGGUCUGCUUCUCCUGCUGCAGCGACGGCAACAUCGUGGUCUGGGACCUGCACAACCAGACCCUCGUCAGGCAGUUCCAGGGCCACACGGACGGGGCCAGCUGCAUCGACAUCUCUAACGACGGAACCAAGCUGUGGACGGGGGGGCUGGACAACACGGUGCGCUGCUGGGACCUGCGGGAGGGUCGGCAGCUGCAGCAGCAUGACUUCACCUCCCAGAUCUUCUCCCUUGGAUACUGUCCCAUGGGCGAGUGGCUGGCCGUGGGCAUGGAGAGCAGCAACGUGGAGGUUCUGCACGUCUCCAAGCCCGACAAGUACCAGCUGCACCUGCACGAGAGCUGCGUGCUCUCGCUGAAGUUCGCCUACUGCGGCAAGUGGUUUGUGAGCACCGGGAAGGACAAUCUGCUGAACGCCUGGAGGACUCCCUACGGAGCCAGCAUAUUCCAGUCCAAGGAGUCCUCAUCCGUCCUGAGCUGUGACGUCUCCCCGGACGACAAAUUCAUCGUGACCGGCUCUGGGGACAAGAAGGCGACAGUGUACGAGGUCGUCUACUGAGGCCCGUCGGGGGGGUCCCCGACCCCGACCCCGGCCCGCAUCACCUGGCGGCCGGUAGGGGCAGAAAUGCAGUGGGUAAUUAGUCCAGUUUCCUGAUUAAGUGCUCAGUGGGAGCGAUCACCCCGAGGAGCGGCACAGCACUCAGGGGCCCGAGCGGAGGAACUCCAAUACCAGACAAUCGAUUCAUUAGUCCGUCAGUCAUGCGGUAAUGAGGCAGUCUGCUGUCCCCAGAGCAGCCACAUUCGCUUCUCACCCUUCAUCCUAUUAAGUAUUAAUAUCCCAUCUCCGUCUCCUUAAGACGCGCUUUAUUUCUGCCUUUCGGAGUCGCCGCUUAAUGGGUGGAAGUCCCAGCAGGUUAAGCAAAAUGACACCAGCCGCCAGUGUUCAGUUUAACCACGGCACUAACACAUUUUUUUAUGGCUGCUGGAAGCUAUAAAUGAGUCACGGCCUACAGACACGCACGAUGUGAUUAACAUUCUUGUUUAUACUCCCUGUGCCCUGAAAAACUCUAAAUCACACAAAAUGAUAUAAUUUCAUAUAUUUAGGAAUCGCACAGUGCUUUUCAGGGAACUGGUAAUGGCGUUAAACUGUUUAUGGUGGUCAGCUAGUCUGUCAGGAACCUUGUAACAUUCUGGAACAGGCCGGUAGCCAAGGCUGAAACACGCAUCACUCGCCAUGUUCUGUCCCUGCUGUUUCCGUUGGCCUUCCCGCUAAUCUCUCGCCGAUUCCCCAGCUUUGAUCACUGAAGCGUUCAGCAUCAUAUUACUGUUCUAUGUGGUAUAGUCAGUCUGUAAUAGAGUGGAAUGGGACUAUGGCCGUAUAAAGCAGGUCUUGUCAUAUGGCAAGAAAACCCGCAGUCUUAUUUACGCCAUGAGAAAGACUAUAUCCAUACCCUCUGCUUACGCAUUAUGGGGGGUGGGGGGGCUUGUUGCUUGCAGGCAGCCUGGGGAGGGUGUUACCAGUGUGAUACCACUUUAAGAAGCCUGAAUACCUAUUACACCCACUAGCUGUCUAACUGCAUUGCACUGCACUGCACUGCAUUCCUAGGAGGUGGGGAUGGUGGUGCACCGGUUAGCACUGGUGCCUCCCAACUCUGGGACCAGGGUUCAAGUCUCUACAUGUGGAGUUUAUACAUUCCCCCCCCCCCGCCCCCCCCCCC